Molecule: messenger RNA, 12054 nt
Organism: Vespula vulgaris
Lineage: Eukaryota; Metazoa; Arthropoda; Insecta; Hymenoptera; Vespidae
Gene: Hml
Product: hemocytin
Exons: 46
Coding region: 129-11975 (3948 amino acids)
Cellular component (GO): extracellular region; extracellular matrix
Molecular function (GO): peptidase inhibitor activity; protein binding; chitin binding
Source: RefSeq, a predicted model, not a curated record
UUUUCUUACUGCAUAGUGUUGCGUACUGUUGUUACAUAAUCUUUCUUCAUCUUCAUAAUGAAUGUUAAAUUUUGAUUAUUUUAUCAAAAGUAAAGCAUCAUUAAUUAAAUGUCAUAAAUAUUGAAAAGAUGUGGCAUUUAGUAUUACUUUCUAUAGCAAUAGUAACUGCUACAAGUAUAUCAAAACAAGAAGAUAGAUCUACAAAAUCUUUUCAAGCAAACAAAAAUGUAAUUCAUAAAGAUGACAAAAAUAUUGAUUUUACAAAUGUCAAAACUAAAAAAGGUGGAAGAAAGAUAAUAUAUGCUGGUGGUUGUAUUGCAAGCCCAGAUCCACCAACUAAUGGGAAAAUAAAAUGUUCUAUAGACAGUGGAUGUAUUGCCAGCUGUGAAUAUGAUUAUAAUUUUCCAAAUGGUGUAGAUCAACUGGCUAUAAUAUGUAAUGAUGCAAAGUGGCAUGUUGUUGGUACAGAAUGGAGUACAAUACCACAUUGUGAACCAAUAUGUAUGCCUGAUUGUCAAAACAACGGAAUUUGCGUUGCACCUCAUCAAUGUGACUGUCCUGAAAAUUUUUCUGGCCCACAAUGCCAAUUUGAAAAUAAACCAUGUUUGGAUUUUAUUCCACUUAUUCUUAAUUCUCAUAAACGUUGUAAUUCUAAAUUUUGUACUAUAUCUUGUUUGGAAAAUUUUGUAUAUCCAGAUGGAUCAGCAGUCGCUAAUCUAGUUUGUAAAAAUGGUAACUGGGUACCAACUAGGACAGAUUGGGUAUCAAUUCCAGAUUGCAUACCUGUUUGCAAUCCACCUUGUCAGAAUGGUGGUAAUUGUUUGCCUAGAAAUGUAUGUCAAUGUCCACAAGAAUUCAGAGGACCUCAAUGUCAAUAUACAACGGAUGUCUGUAGUGCUGAAAAAUUGAACUUCAAUGGUGGUAUUUAUUGUACUAGCUCUGGAUAUAUAAAUUCCUGUACCUUAAAUUGUCCAUUAGGCAUCGAUUUUGAAUUUUUACCAGCAGCUGCUUAUACUUGUAAUUACGAUACAGGAGUUUUCUUACCACAGCCAAUUCCUCAAUGCAAAUUUGAUGAUAAUAUAAAUGUUUUGACUGUUGAUACUUCAUAUAAUUCAUAUCUUCAUAAGUCUAAUCGUACGUGGUCCAUUGAAAGUAGUUUUGAAUCCAUAGGAGGAAGUAACAUUACUGACUUUUUUAAAUUAUAUAGAGGUGACCAAAUGGCAGAGAAUUUAUUUGGAACAUUGGAUAAUAACUAUGCUUUUAUUGAAGAAAAAAGACCUGAACCAAAGACUUGUUUUACUUGGGGUGGUGCGCAUUAUAAAACUUUCGAUGAUAAAAUUUUUAGUUUCGAAAGUGAUUGCAGCCACAUUAUGCUGCAAGAGAUGAACAAUGCUCUUAUAACAAUAACUGUACAAAAUAGUCCAAGCUGUAGAACGGAAAAUCGUUGCUUUAGAAUUAUUAAGCUUUUCGUUGGUGGGAAGGAAUACAUUCUUUCACGGAAUGAGGGAGACAUACUUGAAUUUCGUAGCAUUAAAAAAAUAUUUCCAAUACCAGUUCGUUUACCAGGCUUACGUGUUGAGAUGUCAGCGCAUUUCGUUAUUGUUUAUGUAGACUCAUUAGGAGUCAAAUUGAAGUGGGAUGGAGCUCUAUUAUUACAGAUAGAUGCUUCUGAAACUAUGUGGAAUAAAACAGCAGGAUUAUGUGGAAGAAUGAAUGGCGACGCUAACGAUGAUUUGAUAAGCAAAACUGGAAAUCAUCCAACUAAUAUUGAAGUACUGGCAAAUAGUUGGCAACUUGAAAAUAUCGGUGAAACAUGCAAUGAAUAUCCAAAAGUAGAGCAUUCUUGCACAUCUCAUCCGCAAUAUGCUCAAGAAGCUUAUGAAUUUUGUACAAAAUUAUUGUCGGAUAAUAAAUUUCGAAGUUGUUCCAGUACAUUAAAGAUUUCAGAUAUGGAAUUAGCUUGCUUCUGGGAUUAUUGUACUUGUAAUGAUUUAGAUAGAAGGAUGUGUGCAUGUAAUACAAUGAAUGUUUAUGUAAGACAAUGUGCUCAUAAAGAUAUUGUUCCUUUGGCUGGCUGGAGAAAUGAAGAUCUUUGUCCAAUGCAAUGCACAAAAGGACGUGUGUAUAUGCCAUGUGGACCAAGGAUACAACCUUCUUGUGGUUUUGAUAUUGAUUCUAAUAUAAAUGAUGAGGAUUGCGAAGAAGGUUGUUUCUGUCCGAAAGGUUUUUUGAUGCAUGAAGAUAAGUGUAUACUACAAGAAGAAUGUCCUUGUAGAUUAAGAGGAAAAUUAUUUCAACCUGGAGCAAGUGUGGCAAAAGAUUGUAAUACUUGCACUUGUACUUCUGGAAAAUGGAUAUGUACGCAAAUUCAAUGUAGUGCUAGAUGUGCUAUCAUUGGUGAUCCACACUAUACAACUUUUGAUGGUAAACACUAUGAUUUCAUGGGUAAAUGUAAAUAUUAUCUCUUGAAAGGAGAGAAUUAUAGCAUUGAAAGUGAAAAUGUUCCAUGCUCUGGAGCAAUAUCAGAGUAUUUAGGCUUCAGUACGUCAGAUACACCUUCUUGUACAAAAACAGUAACAAUAAGAACAGAACAAGCUAUUGUCAAAUUGAAACAAAAUAGGCAAAUAGUAAUUAAUGGGGAAGAUGUAAAUAAAUUGCCACUUUUGGUUAAUGGAAUAAAAAUACAAGCUGCAAGUAGUAUAUUUCUUGUAGUUCGUAUGUUAAAUGGUUUAGAAGUGUGGUGGGAUGGCAUAUCGCGUGUUUAUAUUAAUGCACCAGCAGAAUUUCAUAGUAAUACAAGAGGACUUUGUGGAACAUUUUCUAAUAAUCAAAAAGACGAUUUUAUAACACCAGAUGGUGAUAUUGAACAGGUAGUAACUUUGUUUGCUAAUAAAUGGAAAACAAAUGAACAAUGUUUAGAUGUUCAUGAUAGAGAACCAAAACAUCCUUGUGAUUUAAAUCCACAAAAACGUGCUUUAGCAGAAGAGUAUUGUUCUAAGCUGUAUACUGAUAUAUUUUCUGGUUGCCAUUGGUAUGUUGAACCUGAAGUAUUUUACAAAGAUUGCUUAUAUGAUAUGUGUGCAUGUACAACUGAUAUUAAGACAUGUUUCUGUCCUGUGUUAUCGGCAUAUGCAAAAGAUUGUGCAGCAGCAGAAAUAAAAUUAUUAUGGCGUCACGAAAUUCAAGAAUGUAGCAUUCAAUGCUCUGGAGGUCAAGAAUAUCAAAUUUGUGGAAAUAGUUGUAAAAGAUCAUGUGGAGACAUAUCUUUCAAUCCAGAUUGUAAAGAAGAAUGUGUAGAAGGUUGUAAUUGUCCUGAGGGUCAGACAUUAGAUAUUAUGGGUGAAUGUAUCCCAAUUGGUCAAUGUCCUUGUAUUCAUUCAAAUAUAGAAUUUAAAGCUGGUUAUCAAGAAUUACGACCUGGACAAAAAGGACAGGAUUUAUGUACAUGUACAGGUGGCAAAUGGAAUUGCAGACUUGCUACAUCAAAAGAGAUUCAAAAAUAUCAAUUAUUUAAUAAUGCAUCAGUUAGUUGUUCUGUAACUAAGAAUUUAGAAUUAACGGAUUGCGAGCCAGUACGAUCGAAAACAUGUCAUAAUAUGCAUAUACCAAUUACAGAAAGUAGUAUUACUUGUAAACCAGGAUGUAUCUGUAAAUCUGGUUAUGUUUUGGAUGUAAUAAAUGGCGUUUGCAUCAAAGAAGAGGAUUGUCCUUGUCAUCAUGGAGGAAAAAGUUAUAAAGAGGGAUCGAUUAUACAAAGUGAUUGUAAUACAUGUAAAUGUACAAGUGGUAAAUGGAAUUGCACAGACAGAAUAUGCGCAGGGGUUUGUUCUGCGUGGGGUGAUUCUCACUAUGAAACUUUCGAUGGCAAAUUGUUUAAUUUCCAAGGUGUGUGCGAUUAUAUUUUAGCGAAAGGUGUUUUGAGCAAAGAAGAAACAUUCUAUAUUUCUACACAAAAUGUUCCUUGUGGAACAACUGGAGUAUCCUGUUCUAAGUCCAUAACACUUAAAGUAGGACAUGGUGUUAAUCAAGAAGUAAUUACAUUAACAAGAGGAAAAGCAUUGCCCAAAGGAAAUUUUAAAAGGAUUGCUAUUAGGACAAUAGGUUUAUUCGUGUUUCUUGAUGUGCCUGAUUUAGGUUUAGUACUACAAUGGGAUAAAGGUACUAGGGUUUAUAUUAGAUUAGAUCCAAAAUGGAAAGGACAUACAAAAGGUCUUUGCGGUGAUUAUAAUGAUAAUAGCAAGGAUGAUUUUAAAACACCUUCUGGUGGCAUUUCUGAAGUUUCUUCUAACUUGUUUGGAGACUCAUGGAAAAUAAACGAUUUUUGUCCCGAACCUAAAGAUAUUAAAGAUCCGUGCGAACAGCAUUCAGAACGUAAAUUAUGGGCCAUUGAAAAAUGUAAUAUUUUGAAAUCUGAUCUUUUCCGACCAUGUCACUCCGAGGUGGAUAUUGAAUUUUAUAUACAAAAUUGUAUUUUCGAUACAUGCAGUUGUGAUACAGGUGGCGACUGUGAAUGUCUUUGCACAUCAUUAGCAGCGUAUGCUCAACAAUGUAAUGCAAAAGGUGUUCCUAUAAAAUGGCGUUCCCAAGAUCUUUGUCCAAUGCAAUGUGAUAAAGAAUGUAGUAGCUAUUCUCCAUGUAUUUCAACAUGUCCACAUGAAACUUGUGACAAUCUUUUAACUAUUAAAGAUAAUUUACAUUUAUGUUCACAAGACGCUUGUAUCGAAGGUUGUUUAUUUAAAGCAUGCGCGGAUGAUCAUGUCUAUAAAGAUACUAAUUAUACAGAAUGUGUUCCUAGAUCAACAUGUAAGCCAAUAUGUCUAGAAAUUAAUGGGACUGUUUUCUUCGAAGGUGAUGAAGUUAGCAAUGAUAAUUGCAAAACUUGUUUCUGCAGUCGCGGUAAAAUAAUAUGCCAAGGUGGACCGUGUUCAACUACUUCAACAGUACCUACAAUUCUUAUGGAAGAGCCACAAAAAUGUAUCGACGGCUGGUCAGCUUGGAUAAAUAAAGAUAAAAACGUAAAAGGCCGGAAACUCAAUGACAUUGAACAAUUACCAAAUUGGAUUGAUUUGGCACUGAUCGAGGGUUCAGCCGUUUGUACGAAGGAGCGGAUGAUCGAUAUAAAAUGUCGAUCCGUAAAGAGUCACUUAACUCCAAAAGAAAGUGGUUUAGACGUUGAAUGUAGUUUGGAACGUGGCCUUUACUGCAAAUCUCAACCAGAUCUUCCAUGCAUAGAUUUUGAAAUUAGCGUUUUGUGCCAGUGUCCAUCAAAAACUACAGAAUCAUCAAUAACGAUUCCAACAUCUACCAAAGCACUAGACAACGUGUGCGAAUUGGCAAAUUCUUAUAAAGCACAUCCAACAGAUUGUUAUAUUUUCUACCAUUGCACUCCUACAAUUACUCAAAAUGUAUGGGUUGAAAAAACGUGUGGCCCAGAUAUGUUUUACAAUCCAAACUUUAAAACAUGUGAUUGGCCAGCAAACGUUAGACUUAUUAGACCUGAAUGUUCUCUUAAAGAAACAACUCUAAGCAAAGAAACUGAGUUUAUAACAAAUACAACUACAUCUUAUGAAAAUACGUUGAUGACAACUUAUAGAAAAAAAGUUACUACUACAAGAUUAUGUGAAGUUGAUGAGAAAUGGAACGAUUGUGCUAUUAAAUGUAGUCAAACUUGUCAAUAUUAUCAUUAUACUUUAUUAGAGCAAGGCCUUUGUAAGGGAGACACAGAUUGCAUUCCAGGAUGUGUAUCGUUGAAACGAACAGAAUGUCCUUUAUAUAAAUUUUGGAAGGAUUUUGAAACGUGCGUUGAUCAAAUCGAUUGCACUUGUAAAUCUCACAACGGACAGAGUAUCAAACCGGGUACCGUCGUUAAAGAAACCGAAUGUGAAAUAUGUCAAUGUAUUAAUAAUUAUUAUACUUGCGAUAAAACGUUAUGUACGAAUGUUAUUCAUCAAGUCGAACCAUCAUCGUCCACACUUAUGUUCGAUUACGAAACGGAGUCUUCAACUUCUACGACUACAGAAAAGCAUAUAAUUAUUGUAUCCAAUACUGUAACUCCACCCGAACUAUGUCAUAGUGAUAGAUACAUACCACUCAUUCAACAAUCCGAACCAAAUAAAAUUUCUCUUUACGCUAGUAGUAGUAAUGGCGUUGAAUUUCAACCUGAAAAUGCAUUAUUUGAUGGCCAAAUAUCAAAGGAGUCUGUUAAAAGUUGGCAACCACAAUUUGUUGACAAAAAUCAAUGGCUUGCUAUAGAAUUUCAACAUGCUUUACCAAUUUAUGGUAUCAUUUUGAAAGGUUCACCCAUCGACGACAAAUUUGUAACAAGUUAUCAAAUUCUUUUCUCUGAAGAUGGUCACGCAUUUUCAUAUGUAAUGGAUAAUACAAACCAACCACGUAUAUUUAGAGGUCCUGUCGACGGUGUCAAGGCUGUUGAACAAAAAUUUUAUGAACCUAUCGAAGCAAAAAUUAUUCGAAUAAAUCCGUUGACAUGGCACAAUGGAAUUGCUAUUAAAGCCGAAAUACUUGGUUGCGAGGAAAAUAUAGUUAAAGGUACAACUGAGAAAUUAUCUACAACUGUAAAAGAAUUUCUUGGAUCAACGACCGUUGGAUAUACCGAUAAAGUUAUAAAACCAGUGUGCGAUGAUCCUAUGGGAUUGGACGAUGGAUUAUUGUCAGAUACACAAAUCUCAGCAUCCUCUUCUUUCGAUAAUUUAUUACCAAAUAUCAGAUUAUCAGCACCAGGUGUAUGGAGGCCAAGAUUGGAUAAUUUCAAUCAAUACAUUCAAUUUGACUUUUUGGAACCACGAAAUGUAACAGGAAUUAUAACAAAAGGAGAUAAUAAUAUAUGGACAACUGUUUACAAAGUUUCUUAUAGUAUCGAUGGUCGUCAAUGGAAUCCAAUCAUUGAUGACAAUGGUAACGAAGUAGAAUUUUUAGGAAAUUUCGAUUCCAGCAACUCUAAGACUAAUUUAUUUGAGAAACCAUUGCGAACAAGAUUUUUACGAAUACAACCGGUGAAGUGGCAUGAUCAUAUAGGAUUAAAAGUUGAAGUACUUGGAUGUUUCUUACCGUAUCCUAUAGUAACAACAGAAUUGCCUGAAUCAACGACAGAACCGAAUAUAUCUGUAUGUAACAUAUGCGAGGGUAUAUUAACAGAGAACGAUAUUAAAUGUAAAUGUGAUCGAUCAUUUUGGUGGAAUGGAGAAACUUGCGUUUCAAAACAGAAUUGUCCAUGCGUUGUUGGUCAUAUUUCGUAUGAUGUUGGAUCGAUCUAUGAAUCAGAAGAUUGUCAGCAAUGUUCUUGUACCUUAGGUGGUAUAUCUUCUUGUAUACCAAAAAAAUGUGAACCAUGUCCUGAGUCAGGAAUGCAAGUAGUUGUCACAGAAUUAUGUAGCUGCGUUUGUAAACCUUGUCCAUUUGGUACAAGACACUGUCCAACUAGUAACAUUUGCUUAAACGAAACGUUAUGGUGUAACGGAGUUCAAGAUUGUCCUGACGACGAGAAGAAUUGUACAAAAAUUGAAACAUCAUCUACUGCACAUUUCGAAUCCACGAUUAAAUAUACAACCACUCCAAUUUCUAUUAUAACAAGUACUGUUUCAGUUCCUUUAGUCCAAUGCGAAGAUCCAAAAUGUCCUCCAAGAUACAAGGUAGUUAUACGAGACACGUGGAAUUCACAUUAUACAUCUAAAUCUUAUAGCAAAAGCAGUACUCAUCAAGAAAAUAAUUACAUUGUCGAGACGAAAAAUAGUCAUGAUAUUUAUACAAAAGGUAGACGAAAACCUACGAAACAGUCAACAAAAAAAAAUUAUAACAGAAAAUCAUGGACACGCCAUCAUACAGUUGAUUAUAAUAACUAUAACAGUCGUGAAAGUAUGAUUUGUCCACAUUUUACCUGCGUCCCGAUAAAUCCACCAUUAUUAUUUAACGAAACAGAAACAGAAAAUUGUCCAGAAGUAGUAUGUCCUCCAAAUUAUGCAAUAAAAUAUGAAAAAAUGAGUAUGUAUAAGAUUGAAAAAUGUCGAAAGUACACGUGUGAGCCUCCACUACCAUUGGAAGCUAUUUGCAACGUUACAGGCAGAACCUUUAAUACAUUUGAUGAUUUAGAAUAUAAAUAUGAUGUCUGCAAUCAUAUUUUAGCAAGAGAAAUGUAUGAAAAUAAAUGGUAUAUUACGUUGGAAAAAGAAUGUGACAAAUAUGGUAUCCAAUGUUCACAAAAUUUAGUAAUAUUUAUUGACGGUGAAAUAAUAGUUUUAUAUUCAGAUAUGCAUAUGGACAUCAAUGAUUAUACUUUUACAUCGAAUCAAGUUGGAUAUAUUGGUGAAAAAUUUAAGUUAUUUAAAGUGUCACGUAUCGGUGACACUAUAUAUCUUAUUUGCAAGCAUUAUGGAUUUUGGGUUAUGUGGAAUGCAGAUACAAAUGUUAAGAUUGGUAUUAAUAAAAAAUUGCAUAGUCAGGUUGAUGGACUUUGUGGUUACUUUGAUGGGUAUACAUUAAACGAUAAACAAAUGCCUAAUGGAAGACAAUCUAAAAGUACAAUUGAAUUUGGAAAUAGUUGGGUAAUGGAAGGUGCAUCGCAAUGUGAAUCUCAAGUGUGUCCACAUGAUAUUCAAGCACAGGGAUGGACAAUUUGUAAUACGAUAAAAGAUAGAUCUUUAGCUGUUUGUUCUGGUGUGGUAGAUUUGGAAAAAUUCCUUUCGAGAUGUUUAGAAACUGCUUGCACUUGUUUACGUAGUAAUUCUACUUACGAUAAUUGUCGUUGCCGGACAUUAACGACUUUCGUUACGGAAUGUCAGGCUAACGAUCAAAAUAUUGAUUUGUCAACUUGGAGAAAUAUUUAUGAUUGUCCUGAUAAUUGUUUGGCACCAUUCGUACAUAGAGAUUGUUUUCGGAAUAAAUGCGAACGUAGUUGCAAUGAUUUGCAAGAAGCCGAUCCUUGUCCAAUUAUGGAAGGUGUAUGUUUCUCGGGUUGCUUUUGUCCAGAGGGUACAGUACGCAAUGGUGACGACUGCGUUGUUACAACUGAAUGUCGUGACUGUAUUUGUGAAGGAUUCGGUAAUUCAAAGUUUAUUAGCUUCGAUAGAAAAAAUUUCACGUUCCAAGGAAAUUGUACAUACAUUUUAUCAAGAGAUGUAAUCGACAAGACAAAUUCGCGACAUAAAAAUCAUACAUAUCAGGUCUUAGUUUCUAAUACUAUUUGUGAUACUGGUAUUUGCACAGAAGCCAUUAUUGUUUUGUAUGAAGCGCAUGUAAUUCAAAUCGAACGGACACCCGUUAUAAAAAUGUUUGAAGUACAUAUUGAUAAUACAAAAGUGGAACGAUUACCUUAUGAAACGCAUUGGCUGAAAUUGGAGGAAACACCUGGAAAAGAUAUGAAAUUAUUAAUACCAGCUAUUCAAUUAGAAAUUAUUAGCAUGCAAUCUAAUUUCGCAUUCACAGUUAGAGUUCCUUCGCGUAUAUUUGGUGACGCCGUUGAAGGUUUAUGUGGAAAUUGUAAUGAUGAUAUAGAAGAUGAUUUAAAAAAACAAGAUGGCAAGAUCACAGAUAGCGUAGAACAGUUUGGAAAAAGUUGGUUGGUUGAUAGUUUACCAUUUAACAUUAAUCUGAACAUUGACAAUUGCAUUUCUAAACAAGAGCCCAUAUGUAAUUCAGCAAUAUUGAAAGAAGAUCCGUGUAAUCAAAUUUUAAGUACAAUAUUUGCACAAUGUCAUGAUUUUGUUGAUCCAUAUCCAUAUUUAGCUGUAUGUCAAGAUACGUUAUGUAUUGGAGGAGAUUAUUGUAUUAAUUUAGCAGCAUAUGCAAGAAAGUGUGCAGAAGCAAGUUUAUGUAUUGAUUGGAGAACAGAUGACAUAUGUCCAUAUACAUGUCCACCAUAUUUAACAUAUAAAGCAUGCGGUUCAGGUUGUAUCGAAACUUGUGACAAUAUUAACAAAGAAAGCAAGGAGAAAUGUCAUGUACAGUUUGGAGAAGGAUGCUUUUGUCCAGAAGAUUAUGUACUUCAUAAUAGCACCUGCGUUAACAGGAAAAAAUGUUCAGUUUGCGACGAAGAGGGUCAUAUAGAAGGUGAUAUCUGGUAUUCGGAUAAAUGUACUACAUGCAGUUGUCAUCAAAAUCGAGUUAAUUGUCAGAAGAUAGAAUGUCCGACGUUGGAUACAAUUUGUGAAGAAAAUAUGACGCCUAAACUUGUCCCCGGUACCGAAACAGAUUGUUGCCCGAAAUAUUUGUGUAUCGCAGUAACAGAGUCUCCAUUAUGCGAAGAAGUACAGCAACCCGAUUGUGGAUUUGGACAGAUUAUGAAAUUGCAUACUGAUUCUAAAGGAUGUAAAAAAUUCGUGUGUGAAUGUUUACCACCGGAAGAAUGUCCUGCGUUUGAGGACAUUGAUGUAGAAGUUGAAAUAUUGGAGCCUGGUAUGAUGAAAGUAAUGAAUACAAGUGGUUGUUGUCCAAAACUUGGUCAUAUUUGUAAUCCACAGAUAUGUCCUUCGGUACCAGAUUGCCCCGAUUAUUAUAUAUUAAAUGAAAAUCGAUUAACAAAUGCAUGCUGUCCACAUUACGAGUGUAAUCCUCCAAAAGAUAUUUGUCUUUACAAUGUAACAUCAAAUAUAAAAAAUAUGUCAGGCUCACAAUACGUGAUAUCAAAAACAAUUGGAGAAGAAUGGGAAGAAAAUAAUUGUAGAACAUGUAUUUGCGAAGAUACAAAUUCAGGUCCUGAGAUAAAGUGUUCAAUGAUAAAGUGUCCUGAUGUGAAAAUUCAUCCAGAUAUAAGUGACUUUGUAAUGGAAGAAGUUUUGAUGAACGACGAAUGUUGUCCAAGCUUGAAACGUGUUGCAUGCAAGGAAGGAGAUCAAAUUUAUAACGUUGGUAAAACAUGGAAACCUGAUCACGAAGAUGCUUGUAUUACGAAAGAGUGUAUAGAAAUCGCAGGUGGCAUACAAAAACAAAUUAAGAUACAAGAUUGUAAUAUUUCUUGCGAUUAUGGUUACGAGUAUCGACCAUCUAAUGAUAAAAGCAAUUAUUGUUGCGGAGAGUGUGUAGCUGUUGGUUGUGUCGUAAACGAAGAAAUAAAAAAUAUUGGCGAACAGUGGUAUUCCAGUGACAAUUGUAUUACUUAUUCUUGUCAAUCUAUAAAUGGAAGUCUGUAUAUAAAUUCAGUAACUGAGAAAUGUCCUCAAAUCGAUCCAACGGAUGAACAAGAAUUUGAGAUUGAGAGAUAUUCCGUACCUUAUAAAUGUUGUCCGGAUAUCGUUAAAACAGCUUGUCGUCAUAACGAUCAGAUAUAUAAGCCAGGUGAAAAGUGGAAACAUUCAAAUAAUAAUUGUAUCACUGAAAUUUGCGUACUAGGAACAAAUGGACUUACAAAACAACAAGAGAUUGAAACUUGUCCCAAAGAAUGUCCUAUAGGUUGGAGUUAUCAACCAUCAAAAGAAAACAAAUGUUGUGGAGAGUGUCAACAAGUAUAUUGCGUGGAUGAAAAUAUUCUUUAUGAACCAGGUGCAACGUGGUCAUUGAAUGAUAAUUGUACAACGUAUACAUGCAUGCAAAAAGAUGAUCAGUUUAUGGUUAGUAUGAGUUCCGUAGAUUGUCCUGACAUUACACACUGUCCAAAAGAAUCUAUAUACAACGAUGGUUGUUGCAAACGAUGUAACUUAACAGUCCUUAGUCAAACAGGAAACUGUGUUUUAAACAAAAUGAAUUUGAGCGAUACUAUUGGUAUUCUUAUUGAGAAACACAGAGAACUUGGAAUUUGUAAAAAUUUAGAGCCUAUAGAAGGAAUUACAAAUUGUGUUGGAACAUGUCCUUCUAAAACAUAUUUUGAUGAAGAAACAUGGACUCAGUCUAGCGAUUGUAAUUGUUGCCAGCCAAAAGAAUAUCGUGAUUCUACGAUCGAGCUUACUUGUGAAAAUGGGAAAAAGAUUUCUAAACGAGUAUUUCUACCAAUUUCGUGCUCCUGUGAUACGUGUGCAUCAAUAAAAUAGUUGAUAAUGAUUUAAGCUCAUUCAAUAUAUUUUUAUAUAACAUAUUUCUCUUGUGAAAAAUAAAACAAAUAAAUAAUAU